Messenger RNA from Pochonia chlamydosporia 170, 1629 nucleotides. Its product is annotated as low temperature requirement A. Bases 1 to 1629 code for a protein of 542 amino acids. The transcript has 9 exons. NCBI's taxonomy places the organism in Eukaryota, Fungi, Ascomycota, Sordariomycetes, Hypocreales, Clavicipitaceae. The record is from RefSeq and is a predicted model, not a curated record.
AUGCUGGACGACGCGCGCGAUAUUCGACAUCAGCACAAGAAACUUCGGAUAUUUAGUAGCCCUCUCGUUCAUAGGGCUGACAAACGAGGUGAUGGAGUGAGAACAGCUCGUACUUGGGGAUCCAACUAUGAUGGGGGCGUUGAAUCCGACGACGAAGAACGUGACCAUGGGGAUGAGCUUCCUAGGUUUGAACGGGUGAGUGUUGGAUUUUAUGAGCUACGAGGAGCCGACGUUCCUGCUAUGGUUGACCUGGUUCCAGGUCCUCGCAUUACCAGAGCGAUUCAACUCGGCGUCCUAGUAGGCUUUGUCGUUGUCGCCCCAAAAUUCCACCCGAACGAUCAAGACCAAAGCACAAUGCGAGCCAUGUGUGAGCCUCUCAUCCUGUGCGUCUCCCGGGCAUGCCUUGCCGUCGAAUACGCAUCCACCUUGUGGCAUGUACGACGAUAUAAAAAGGCGCACAUGCCGCUUUAUAUGCAGAUUGCGAUUCACGCGGCCGCCUCGGCGGUGUACCUGGGGGUUACUUUUCGGUUUACAGGCGGGAAGCAGAGCCGUGUUUAUAUGACUUGGUACUUUAUUGCGGGUGCUGAGGCCAUUGCAAGUGUGUUGGUCUCCAACAUAUCGUCCGUGGCUAGCCUUACAGACACGCAUAUGAUGAAGCGGAUGGCACUUUUGACGGUCAUGAUACUGGGUGAGGAUUCCUUAACUGUUAGUCUGGUAACGGCAGCAGUCCUCAUUCCAUCUCCCACGCAUCCGCCAACAGCUAUGGACAUGCCUCCAUCUGCCAUUCCACCUAUCCCUCGUCCUGUUCAUGCAAGCAUUCACGCAGUACCUCCUCUGGUCCAAGAUCGUCAGCCAGAUCAACCGAAUCGGCGACAUUUCCGACCCAACAGACGAUGCUCGCAAUCCUACGAGCAUAGAUGUACGGAAUUCCUUGAACUCAACGAGGCAUUGAACAACAUUACGAGAAUACCGGAUAAGAUUUGGCCCAUGAUUGCGAAUCAGUCGACUGUCAUGGAUGAUAAGCUCUCGGCGGAGUUGGAUGCUGCUUGGGAUACUCUCGCUGGCGUUGUUUAUGCUUUAUAUCUUUCCAUGGUGAAUGCUCUAUAUGGGGCUUUUGGGAUUAAUUUGGACGAUGAUGUGUCCAAGAAGGAUCCUGCUGCAUUUGCAUAUGGAUACAUCGCUGCCGGCAGUACCAUUCUCUUCAUGAUAAUGCUAACCAUCAUUGCUCGCACAACACCGUUCAAGGUGUGGCCAAUCCUGCGUCUGAUCAUUAUUUUCCUCUUGGCUAUAGGCACCGGUCUGGUUGCCACGCUAUGGUACAACGCAAACAGGCUAGACGUAUUCUUGUCCUCAGCAUGGGUAAUGCCAAUCAUCACAUUGGUAUGGGUCGUCAUCGCGAUCUUGACGCACAUCAAUGGCCAGGGCAUCAAGCGUAACAAGGACCGCUUUAGGAGGCGCCGAACAGGGAAGCUGUCGCAUCAUGAGCCUGGUGUGGCGUUAAAGUCUCGUUUAAGAUGGGGGAAGAAGGAACGAGGACGUGAUGAUCGAAACUCGGAGACGUAUUUGCAGAGUCCGAGUACGGCGUGUAGUGAACGAGAUGGAAAACAUAGAGAUUGUGAUACGGCGUGA